UUGAGGUUUAUGUCGAACCUGAUAUGCUUUUUUCCUUCCUGUCUUGAUCGAGUCCUUACCGAAUGGAAGCUGCCUCGCAGCCGUCAGUUCAAUAAUAUUUUGAGUUGAGUGGCUCCUAUCCAUCUUACAAUCGCCAUCAAGUGUAACAAUUUCUAAAUAUCUACUUCCAAGACCCAGCAGUAUUGACGUAAAAAAUGGCUAGAGGACAGCAAAAAGUUCAAUCUCAACAAAAAUCUGCUGAAAAAGCUGCAAAAAUUAAAAAACAACAAGGGCAUAGUGCCAACGAUCAGAAAAAGGCUGCUCAGAAGGCCUUAGUUCACGUUUGUGCAGUUUGCAAGGCACAAAUGCCGGAUCCGAAAACCUACAAGCAGCACUUUGAAAACAAGCACCCUAAAAACGACAUGCCUCAAGAUUUGAAAGAUCUAUGAAAUCACGAUUUGAGCAUUAUUCCAAGUAUCUAAAAUUUUUGGUUAUUGAUAUUUUUUAAUUUCAAUUAAUUAUGUUACUUAAUUACCUAUGACCCUAUUCUUUUUACAAUGGAUGUAAUUAAUCUUUAUUUCAUUAGCAUAUGUGUUGCAUAGUAAUUUUUUUUGUACGUUUGUGAUGUUUUCCUACAUUUAUAAAUAAAUUGAAAUGUUAUUCUAAGAAGUACUUGCUUUUUUGCUCCUUGAUUAAGGACAUUUAUGCAUGUGGAUUUUUUUGUUGAGUUAAUCCAAAUGAAAAAGGAACCGAAGAAUUGCUUAUCUGUACUAUACGUUUCAUGUAAUAAGACAAAAUAAAAGAACAAUUGCUGAUUUU
Molecule: messenger RNA, 798 nt
Organism: Dendroctonus ponderosae (mountain pine beetle)
Lineage: Eukaryota; Metazoa; Arthropoda; Insecta; Coleoptera; Curculionidae
Product: zinc finger protein 706
Exons: 3
Coding region: 195-428 (77 amino acids)
Source: RefSeq, a predicted model, not a curated record